Molecule: messenger RNA, 6802 nt
Organism: Vitrella brassicaformis
Lineage: Eukaryota; Vitrellaceae
Source: the annotation of a GenBank genome assembly
CUGUUUUCAGUUUCGAUAUAUGAAGGAGUUGGUUGCUAGGAUGACACAGGAGGGCAGCUGAGAGGCUUUUUCUGCAGUCAGAUUCAGCACUCGUCAUUGCCCGGCGGAGAAAGCAGUUGGACCUCCCUCCGGUGAGCCAGCCGUCUGCUGCCGACCACUGGGCUGCCACGGUCGUCACAUCAACACCCAUAACACAUCACCUCCAAGGUGAGGGGUCGACUCGACGGCAUAUCGGUGAUCGUCUUCUCCCAGCGUCGGCACGCAGAGAGCCUCUAUACGCAGAGCAAGGCUCACCGAUAGUGUCCUGGUGUGAUUGUCUGCUUCCUGCAGGUCGUUUGGUGACUGUGUCCGCCAUCUAUCCGUUGCUCGGACUUCUCUCCCACUUCUCUCCCGUGUGAUUGUGAGUGUGAGUGAGGCGGCAUGGCGACCGACGGGUUUGACAUCGCCGUCGACGACUUCUCGCGCAUCGUCAACGCCUAUGUGGCCAGAACUGUCACCGAAGACCUCGAUGAGAUCAAGAACCUCGGUAGCUACUACAGACACAGCCAGCCAGCCGUCCAUCCAUCUAUCCGUGUGGUUGGCCUGCACUGCACCGCAGGUGGGCAGAAGGGCAUUAUGGAGAAGCUGCGGACGGACCAGCACACCGGCCUCUCGCAGAAGGCCGAUGACAAGGCCGACCGGAAGGCAACUUUCGGCGUCAACAAGCUGCCAGAAGUACCACCGACGCGUACGCCGCACUCACACACGGAGAGGGAUCUACUGGAUGCUGAACAGAAGAAUGAUUGGGUCUCUCUUUUGUGUGUCCGUAUGUGUGUGUGUGUGUGCAGCAUUUUGGCGUUUGAUAAUAGCUGCGUUUGAGGAUUUCACGUUGCGCAUCCUGGCUGUGUGUGGCGUGGUGUCACUCAUCCUCGGCGUGGCCGCCUCGGAACACCCUGAGAUUGGUACGUCACACACACACACAUACAGAGGGACACAGAGCCAGCCGAUAUUCCGAUGGAUUGGUUGGUUCAGAGUGGAUUGAGGGUUUUGCCAUCUUCGUGGCGGUGUUUGUGGUGGUUCUGGUGACGGCAUGGAACGAUUGGAACAAGGAGAAGCAAUUCAAGAAGCUCAACGAGAUCAAGGUAGAUAGACUAGACACACAACCAGCCGCACACACACCAUCCUCUCUCUCUGUGUGUUUGUGUGUGUGCGUCUACGCCAACAGGAGCAGAAGGACUGUUCGGUGAUCCGCAACGAGGCCAAGCACAAGAUAUCCGUCUUCGACCUCGUGGUCGGCGACAUCAUCGCACUCGAAACAGGCGACGAAGUGCCCGCAGUAAGUGCGCUGCUGACUCCUCGACGCGGCUGCGUCAAAUCCCUUCUCUCUCUCUCUCUCUCUGUGUGUGUGUGUGUGUGUGUGUGUGCCACUUACAGGACUGUUUGGUGAUGCGGAGCUAUGACGUCAAGGUGGACGAGUCGUCGCUUACCGGCGAGACAGAGCAGAUCGUCAAGGCGCCGUACGACACGUGUGUGGAGCAGAUCGAGCAGAGGCAGGAGAAGCUCAACAACACCACGGGCAAGAAGCACCACGUCGUCGACAGCCCGGUGGUGCUCUCCGGCACCACACUCACACACGGCAGCGGGACCUUCCUGGUCGUCUCGGUGGGAAUCAACUCACAGGUACGCAGGCAGGUCGAAAAAGAGAGCGAUGGUGUCUGUAUGGGCGUCUCGUCUCUGUGUGUGUGUGUAGGUGGGUCGCCUGAUGCAGCUGCUACAGACGGCUCCUGAAGCGACCCCGCUCCAACGUGAGCAACACACUCGCCGACUCACUCACAACACGGAUGCCAUCCCUUCGUGUGCGUGUGUGAUGUGUUAUGACAUCAAUCAGAGAAGCUCGAGAAGAUCGCCCGCGACAUCGGCAAGGCCGGUCUUGCCGCAGCCCUUCUCACGCUGCUCGCGCUGUUGCUCCAGUAAGCCAAGCCAACCACACACACACACACAAUGCACCCAGCCACUAAGUCUGCGUGUAUGUGAUGGCAGGUACUGGAUCAUUUAUGCGCUGGCUGAGCCUGAAGACCGCGACGAUGCCUCGAGCAUAGCCUCGGAGCACGUCGACUUCUUCGUUGUGGCGGUAAGCAGCCAGCCAGCCAAGCUGAUCCCAUUCCCCUCACACCUGUCCUGUGUGUGACCUGUGUGGAUGGAUGGCCGGCCGCCCCAUCCUCUGUGUGUUCUGUUCUGUGUGGUGUGCAGAUCACUGUGGUGGUGGUUGCCGUGCCUGAAGGCCUGCCCUUGGCCGUCACCAUCUCCCUGGCGUACUCGAUAUCCAAGAUGCUCGCAGACCAAAACUGGGUGGGUCGAAAGAGCCGACAGACACAUCACACUGCAAAAACCGAGGAGGCAAGAUAAGAUACCCCUCUCUGUGGGUGUCUCAGGUGCGUCGUUUGGCCGCGUGUGAGACCAUGGGCGGUGCGAAUGAGGUCUGCUCCGACAAGACGGGCACCCUUACCAAGAACAGAAUGACAGUGCAGGUGAGACGGACACACGCAGAGAGAGAGAGAGAGAGAGACGAGUGUCCGCACGCACGCACCGUUUCUCCUGUGUGCGUGUGUGUGUGUGUGUGUGGCCUCUCUCUCUUUGCAAUAAUCAGGCGUUUUGGAACGGCAGUGUGCUGAAUGAGUUUGAAAACACCCAAGAGAACCGGUGUGACCUCAAAGAGCCCUACAUGCAGGUCUGUGCGUGAGCAUCUGUCCAUCCAUCCAUCCCUCCAUCCAUCCAUCCAUGUGUGCGUGUGCGUGUGACACACAUGUUUUCACAAUCCACAGAUUCUGAUGGACGGUCUGGCUGUCAAUUCGACGGGCUACCUGGAGAUCGACAAUGUCGCCAUUAUGGACGGCACGGGGAGAACCAAAGAGGUCGGUCAGGCAGCUCAGGCAGCCAGCCGUUGUGUCCGCUGACGAGAGUGUGUGUGCGUGCGUGUGUGUGUGUGUGGUCAGGUGAUCAACCACGUGGGCUCGCCCACCGAGUGCGCUUUGCUGCAAUACAUGAGGGUCAGCGGCACCACACCAUACACACACGAGAAGGAGAGCAGCAUACACACGAAUUGUGGUGUGUGUGUGUGUCCAUCCAUCGGCCUCCCAGAUGCUCGAUUACGACUACUCCGCCAUCCGCAAAGACUACGAAGACAAGGUAGGUACCAUCCCUCUCCCUCCACACACGCGCCUCACACACACACACGAGUCGAUCUGUGUGUGUUCGUUCGUCUGUCCGUCUGUCCAUCGACCCAUCGGUUGAUCAGAUUGUGCACCAGGAGCAGUUCACUUCUGACCGCAAGAUGAUGACCACCGUCGUCCGCCUCCCCGACGGCAAGCUGCGCAUCUUCACCAAAGGCGCGUCUGAGCGCGUCCUCAGGCUCUGCAGCAGCCGGAUCGACCAGGCCGGCAACCUGCACAGGCUCGGCAUGAUGGAGAUCGAGCGCAUCGAGCAGGCCAUCAUCCAGAAGCUGGCCUCUCAGGCCCUCCGCACCAUCGCCAUCGCAUACCGAGACAUCGACGAGAACGCGUUGCCCGACUGGCGCGACCCCGACCCCAACACGGGCUUCUUCAAGAUGGAGAGCGACAUGACCAUUCUGGGGAUCACAGGCAUCCGCGACCCUGUCCGCGACGAGGUGCCUGAGGCCGUCCGGCGGUGUCAGCGGGCCGGCAUCAAGGUGCGCAUGGUGACGGGCGACAACAUCGAGACGGCCAAGCAGAUCGCCAUCAAGUGCAACAUCUACAGACCAGAGAACCACGGUCUCGCCAUGCUCGGCAAGGAGUUCUACGCCAUGGUAACCAACCACACCCACACCAACACACGCAGGCAGCGACGCCAUUCUAUUCGCAAACAAACACGCGUUUCUUGGUUGGUCGGUGGGUCGAUCAGGUGGGUGGCGUGAUCUGUGAGCUGUGCCGGACUGAGACGUGUGACUGUGCCCGGGAGGCCAAGACAGCAGCAGCCGAGAACAAGAAGAUCCGCAAUGACGUGCUGGGCAAGCCUGACGAGUUCGCACGGAUCGCCCCGAGGCUGGAGGUGCUUGCACGGUCGCAGCCCUCCGACAAAUACGCCCUCGUCACAGGUGCGUUCUGCGGAUGGGGGCCCUCGUGUAGACUAGAUGGGUGUUUCUGUCUGCUCGUCACACAGGUUUGAAGAACUUGGGUGCUGUCGUUGCGGUGACGGGGGACGGCACCAACGACGCCCCUGCACUCAAAAAAGCCGGUGGGCAGAUAAGGACCCUCACACACACACUCACACACACACACACACACGUAUGGCCUUCCGGACUGUGUAUGUGUGUGUGUGUGUGUGUGGUCAGAUGUGGGAUUUGCAAUGGGUUUGGCUGGCAAGGAGGUUGCCAAGGCUGCCGCAGACAUCGUGCUGCUCGAUGACAACUUCGAGUCGAUCGUCAAGGUAAGCGGCACGCCCCAAGAGGCACAUCCAUCCACGGGGGCGAGAUGGUCUCUGUGUGUGUGUGUAGGCUGUCAAGUGGGGCCGAAACAUCUACGACAACAUCCGCCGCUUCCUGCAGUUCCAGAUCACCGUCAACAUCGUCGCUGUCCUCACGGCAUUCGUCAAUGGUACCCAAUGCGCACAAACAAACCGCCAAGGCGUCUAUCGUUGUGUGUGAUGGUGAUGAUGGGUAUACCCAUUCAUUGUGUGCAGCGAUCUUCAUUGCCGAGUCGCCCUUGACGGCCGUGCAGCUGCUCUGGAUCAACCUGAUUAUGGUGUGUGGCGCCCAGUCACCUCUCGAUUGCCUGUGUCCAUCUGUGUGUGAAUGUGUGUGCGUCAGGACUCCUUUGGGUCGUUGGCUUUGGCGACUGAGCCGCCCACUGACGCACUGCUGGAGAGGAGGCCGCACUCGCGAGACGAGUACCUCAUCUCUAAGGCGAGCACUCAAGGACGGACAGAGGAGGACCAGACAGACGGCUUGCCCCGUCCGACCCCCCCAAUCAAUCGGUGUGUGUGUGUUGUGUGUCUGCACGGAUCGACAGACCAUGUGGCGGAACAUCAUGGGCCACGCGCUCUACCAGUUCACUGUCAUCAGUGUGUUUGUCUACCUCGGUACGGCCGACCCCCCCCAGUGGAUGGAUGGAUGGACGGCGUCAUGCUCAUGCACUGCGCGGCAUGUGUGUGUGUGUGUGUGUGUGUGUGUGUUCUGUGUGUGGGGCGAGUACAGGCGACCAGUUCUUGCCCGAGCGGACCUACGACGGGCAGUACCCCGGCGACGGACAGUUCCCACUCGCGGAAUACAAUGAUUUCAGUCCUUUCUCCGGUAGGGUAGGCCCCCUCCACCCACAACAACACAACGAACGCAUCAUGCCCUGCCCUCCAUUUGUCUGUCUGUCUGUCCGUCCGUGUGUCGACGUGUGUGUGCAUUGAUUGCAUUCAUCAGAGUAUGGCGACGGCGAGUCGUACGUGCGCAGCGGGCGGCACAUGAAGCUCGGCUGGUCUGACGAGAAGGACUACCUCAAGAGCUGGAAGAUGGUAAGUACUUACGCCCCAUCAACCAGCCAGGGGGAGGGAGAGGGAGAGGGUGAUUGAUUCAUCGUGUGUGUUGUGUGUGUGUGUGUGUUGUGUGUGUGGUGUGUCUACUGUGCAGGAGGGCAAGAUCGGUCCGAGUCGGCACUACACGAUGGUCUUCAACGUGUUUGUGUGGAUGCAAGUCUUCAACCUCUUGAACGCCCGCAAGAUCCACAACGAGUGGAACAUCUUCGACGGCAUCUUCAGGCACGCACACACACACACACACACGCAGCGAGCAUCUGACACACGCAGAGAGAGAGGGAGAAACACGUCGUGCAUGACGCAAUCGAUGGGUGGUGUGGCUGGGGUGUGUUGUGUGCAGGAAUCGGAUGUUCGUGUACAUCUGGUUCCUCAUCGUGAUACUGCAGUCCGUCAUGGCCCAGUUCGGGAGCUUCGUGCUCAGCGCACACAAAGACGUAAGCACGGACGGACACGUCAACAAAUCACAAUCACACACACACACACGCGCGUCAAAACCCUGAUCGAUGGCUCUCUCUCUCUCUCUCUCUGUGUGUGUGUGUGUGUGUGUCUGUGGAUAUGGCCCACCAUGGCUUGCUGCACCAUACCAUCCAUCAGGGUUUGACAUGGGAGCAGUGGCUUAUCUGCAUCGCAUUCGGUGCGGGCGAGCUGGUCGUCCAAGUCCUUCUGAGACUCAUACCCGUCAAAAUCAUGCCACAAACAGGUCACCCUCACCCUCACCCUCCAACACACACAUCCACUGAGGAAACAAAUGGCUAUCUGUCUGUACCUCUGUGCCUGUGUGUGUGUGUGUGUGUUUGUGUGUGUGCAGGUGCCCAGCAGGUCGACCCAAUGGAGGCGCCGCCGUCCAUCGCCCAGAUGUCGAGGGGCAGGAUAUCCUCCGACCGCAUCGCAGACCGGCUCGGCAGCGGAUUUGGCUCACAUGGAGAGCACAGGAGAGCUCACACCAUCGUGUAAGUACCAGAAGGAGACCGACACACCCACCACACACAGGACAGAACAUCCAUCUCACUGUGAGUCGUUUGAUUGGUCAGGGCAUCAUCGUUUUCUCGUGGUGGGAGUGACAGGGCGCUGGGGGCUGCGGUCAUCAACAUUCCACAGCCGUCAAUACCCAAGUCACGACCCUGACCUUGAUCUUGCUCAUGACCCCUCUCUCCUCGCCUCCCUGCUAUAUAUAUAUAUAUCUGGCCCUCUCCCUCCCUGCCUCCCUCCCUCUCUCUCUCUCGCACACCUCCGUGUUCGCGUGUGUGUUUGUGUUUAUUAUCGGAGGGGGGUCGGUCGGUCCGCC